UCCAACAUAAUCAAUAAGAUAUAAAGUUAUACAUACCUUAUUAUAGUUGCGGAAAUGAAAAUGGCACGUACGACUAUUCUGGUGCUGGCCCUGGCUCUAGCCACAGCGAGCCUCAUGAGGCCCUGCAACGGCGCCCUUGAGGCGGGCUUCUACAGGGGGAAGUGUGGGAUAGCCGACAUCGAGCAGGUGGUGCGGGGUGUUGUGGUGGCUCGAUUCGUCAGGGACCCCACCAUCACGGCGGCACUGCUUCGCCUGCAGUUUCACGACUGCUUUGUCAAUGGAUGCGAUGCAUCGAUACUGCUUGACGGGGAAAAGAGCGAAAAGACUGCUCCACCAAACUUGAGUGUGAGAGGGUACGAUAUCAUUGAUGCUGCCAAGUCUGCCGUGGAGGCCAUCUGCCCGGGAGUCGUCUCUUGCGCCGAUAUCAUCGUGAUGGCAACUCGGGAUGCUGUGUCCUUGAGUGGAAGGAAGUGGUACCUGGUGCAGACAGGAAGGAAAGACGGGCUCGUAUCGCUUCCAUCGGAUGUCAAUCUUCCUGGCCCUACGAUUUCCGUCUCACAGUCCAUUGCUGCAUUUGCUCAGAAGGGACUCUCUGUAACUGACAUGGUUUAUCUUCUAGGUGGCCACACCGUUGGGGUUGCGCACUGCUCGUUCUUCCAAGACCGUCUCUACAACUUCCAGAAAACCGGAAAGCCCGAUCCAACCAUGGACCCUGCCCUUGUCCGUACCCUCAGAUCUAGGUGCCCUGAGAAAUCUAAGGUCGAUAACACUGUGAACCUUGACCAGAACCAAUUGAGUGCAUUGACCGUCGACAACUCUUACUACAAACAGCUCCAGGCUCAUCGGGGCAUCCUACAGAUCGACCAGGAGCUUGCUCUGGACAGGCUCACCAACGCCACUGUGUCAAAGAUCGCCAAGAGCUUGGAUUUCUCAACCAAGUUUGGUGAGGCCAUGGUCAAGCUUGGUGCUCUCCAGAGCGGCUCGCCCGGUGAGAUCCGGAAAUCUUGCCGUGCAGUCAAUCCUCCAAGGAGCAAGUGACUUCUUUCAAGAGGAAUCAAAUACUUGAACUAGUUAAUUUUGCUUAUUUUCUCAUCAUUGAUUUUGUUGUUUCCCAUUCAAUUCCUGUGUUUUUUCCGAUAAGUAAUCAAUUGCCGCUUUUGCUUUUGAGAUUUUUCAAAGUUUCUACCUUGCGAUGUAAUGUUGUAAGAUCGAUUGUAAUCCUUUUAUUACCAUCUGACUAUACAUAAUAAGUCAAUAUCACGAGUUUCUUAUCGUUAUACAUUGUAGAGUUUUCGAGUUAUUACUGAAUUGUGAUUUC
Punica granatum (pomegranate) is the source of this 1318-nucleotide messenger RNA. Lineage: Eukaryota; Viridiplantae; Streptophyta; Magnoliopsida; Myrtales; Lythraceae. The record is from RefSeq and is a predicted model, not a curated record.